AAUGCAUUCUGAUCCAAUUUUUGAAUUUAUGGCUUAAAAGGGUAUAUCUGAUAAGUUGAAAAAGAAAGUUAAAGGCAAGAUUUGCUUCAAAGUACUUAAAGGAUCUGAACAUAAACUUUGGUUAAUUGAUUCAGAUAAUAAAAAAGUAAUACCAGAUACAAGUAAAGAUGCUGAUACUAUUUUCAACAUUUAAGAUGACGAUAUGGUAUGCUUUUCUAAAGGAUAAACUAAUUUAAGAACAUUAUUUAUGAGAAAAAAGCUAGCCAUAGAGGGGGAGUAUUAAUUGUAAAAUAAUAUUAGUUAUUCAAAUGCUAUCCGAUUCACUAGUGAUUUAUUACCAAAAAUGCCUUUACUAUGAGUUU
Messenger RNA from Paramecium pentaurelia, 362 nucleotides. NCBI's taxonomy places the organism in Eukaryota, Ciliophora, Oligohymenophorea, Peniculida, Parameciidae. The record is from the annotation of a GenBank genome assembly.